Molecule: messenger RNA, 1179 nt
Organism: Oreochromis aureus
Lineage: Eukaryota; Metazoa; Chordata; Actinopteri; Cichliformes; Cichlidae
Exons: 2
Coding region: 239-1069 (276 amino acids)
Source: RefSeq, a predicted model, not a curated record
UCUAGUCUGAAUACCAUGUAUAGUUGUAAAGUAAUGCAGUGACUGUGUGCACUGUGAAUAACCUCUUCUUCAAUAUCAGCACACUUAUAUGCUGACAAAUGCUCUGGGUAUUCUAGAACUCAGUCAUCUCUCUCCAUGGCAACAGCACAAACUCUGCUCCUAACACAAGCGCAAAACAUUUCCGGAGCAGUAGUUUUCCCCAAACUGUUUUCGGAAAAGAUACCACUAUCUACCAAGGAUGGACGCAAGUAAUUCCACACCUCAUGGAUUAAAAAGUUUGCUGGAGUGUUUAUCCAGAGCAGCUCUCCUGGCGCAGCCAGAUGACAUCCCACGGUUCCUGUGUGCACAUGUGGAGAACAUGAUCAAAUUCAGGGACGAUGAACAGUUAAAAGACAUCAACGAGGUCAUCUUCCGGUAUCAGUGCCAGUCUGAGCAAACCUUCUUCAAAGAUAAAAGGAACUGGACAGAAACCCCAAGACCAUGUUCAGAGAAGUUUCCUAUAUCCACAUCCAGUGCACUCUCUGCGUCUCCCGUGUCAUCAUCCCCCAGGAAGAAUAGCAAGUCUUCAGUUGAUGCUCCAAGCCAUCAUGAGAGUGUGUGUCCAAAUACUAAAGAAGAUGAGCUGCACUCUAGAAAGCAGAUUCGAAGACCAUCUGGUUUGCCAGUACUCCCCACUAUCUGUCAGAAGCCUUCAAAACCAUUUCAGGGACAGAAAUCAACCAAAGAGUAUAUCUGCUCUCUGGCUGAUUGUCAUUACAAAAAUAAAGACACAGAUAGCUCACCAGCUGACCAGAGCUUGGGGUCAGUUAGCACCGACGAAGGGCCAACAGCACAAAAGGAUCUGGGCCUACAAAAUUUAAAAGCAAAGCCCGGACCAUCUGUGAUACAUGUUCCUUACAGACCUAAGGGAGGGUAUAUAGUAGAUCCAGAACUACAGCCAAAGAGAGGCAGGGCAGGGCCUUUUACAAAUAGGGGGGCCUUGCUUUUUGGCAGAAAGAGCAAUGUGCUGGAGGGCCUAAAUGUCUGGAACAAUCCUGAGUUGUUACUCAUCAGUCAGUCAGUCCCCUGAGGAGCAUCCAUUCUCCCCUGGUUGAGGUGUCUUUACCAAGAGGGAUUGACGUGACUUCACUGUAGCAACUUACAUGGCCUUACCUUGUGAAUUAAAUAUGAUGCAUUCAG